This is a messenger RNA of Pezoporus occidentalis (night parrot), 3897 nucleotides long. RefSeq names its product CDAN1 interacting nuclease 1 (gene CDIN1). Lineage: Eukaryota; Metazoa; Chordata; Aves; Psittaciformes; Psittacidae. Gene Ontology annotation, cellular component: nucleus; cytoplasm. The record is from RefSeq and is a predicted model, not a curated record. The coding region runs from base 275 to 1198 and encodes 307 amino acids. The transcript has 12 exons. Gene Ontology annotation, biological process: erythrocyte differentiation.
UCCCGCCUGAGCGGCUGCGCAGACCCGAACAGCGCGGGAUGGCGGCUUUCCCCGCCCCCCCUCCGGCCGAGCCGCGGGGCGGAGCUCCGGGAAACAGCGGCUGCCGCUGCCUCCGGGUGCUUCGGCCCCGGGCUUGCAGCAAAGGCCUCCCUGGGGUAACCGUGACCCCUCACCCUUUUGUCACUGGCCGUCUGCUUCGCGGUGCCGGCGGCUGCAGCGGCGCAGUUCGUUCCGUUCGUUCCUCCCGGCGCCCUGAGGCUGGGCGGCGCGAAGCAUGAAGCUGACCAAAGCUCAGUACGAUGAAAUAGCGCAGUUCCUGGGGCACGUGCAGCCCACCCGGCAGAGCCUGAGGAAGCUGAAGGAGAAGUUCCCUAGUCAAUCGCAGUCCACUCUGCUGAGCAUCUUCUCCCAGGAGUACCAGAAACAAAUCAAAAGAACACAUGCCAAGCAUCACACUGCUGAAGCUGUUGAAACUUACUACCAAAGGUACCUGAAUGGGGUGAUGAAAAAUGCAGCUGCCCCUGUAUUACUGGAGCUGGCCAAUGAGGUGGACUUUGCCCCGUCAUUGAUGGCUCGUAUUGUGUUAGAAAGAUAUCUACAAGAAAAAGAACAAGCCAUCCCAGCGACCUGCCUGGCCUUUGGCAAUGAGAUUCAAUGCACAUGGCUCCGCAGUCAAAUCAUCAAAUUUCCCUCCUCCAAAACUCUUAUUAAUAGUAUGCUACGGGACCCUUCUCAGAUUCCAGAUGGAGUUCUGGCAAAUCAAGUCUAUCAGUGUACUGUGAAUGACUGUUGUUAUGGACCACUGGUGGACUGCAUCAAACACGGUAUCGGGCAUGAGCAUGAAGUCUUGCUGCGAGAAAUGCUUUUGGAAAAAAAUCUCUCUUUCAUAGCUGAAGAUCAGCUUCGUGCAAAGGGUUAUGACAAAACACCAGACUUCAUUUUAGAAGUGCCAGUAGCUGUUGAAGGACACAUAAUUCACUGGAUUGAAAGCAAAGCCUCAUUCGGUGACGAAAGUAGCCACCAAGCCUACUUGCAGGACCAGUUUUGGAGCUACUGGAACAGAUUUGGCCCUGGAUUAGUCAUUUACUGGUAUGGAUUUAUUGAAGAACUGGACUGCCAUCGUGAGCGUGGUAUCCUGCUAAAAGACUGCUUUCCUACCGACAUUGUGACUCUGCGACACAGCAUGGCUCAACGCUGAUGUUGGGAGGAAGAGGUAAAUCCGGAAGCAAUUUUACUUUCCUGCAGUGUAAACUAAUGGCAGCAUCUGCCCUGAACUUCAGCUGAACUCCUGCUGCCUGCCCUUAUGCUACUGCCUCUUUAUACAAACAUAUCAAGAGUUUCUGUUUUGCUUCAGACCUCUGUUGUGAUCAGCCAAAAAAGACAGACACAACCCACUCAUUAUCAGCAUUUCUGUCUCUGUCAAACAGCUAGUUUCUAGAUACUCAUAAUAUUUCUUCCUUCCGGAUGGCUUCUUCUAGCAUUCUAAACAAAGACAAAAAUGCAGAGGCUGAAAGGUACAACUUUCAGUUCUUAUGCCUAUUAGGGAGUCACCUUUAAAAAUAAGUGGCUUUUUAUGGUUUAACUCCCAAAUUUAUUCAGUGCUAGUGAACUGACUGAAACACCUACACCAAUGCGGAAAAUUGGUAAAGACUGUUAUUCUGGGGCUUAAAACAUAAUGCAGAUCUCAUAAAGUUAAAGUGAUAAGAUAGGAUUGUGUAAGUUCUGGCUGUUACAGUAAAGAGCCAGACUUUGAGAGAAUAAUUGGUAUAUGUGUUUUGUCACUAUCUAAUUGCUAAAAUCAAUAAUGGAAUACCGAGUUAAGAAUUAAAAAAUAAGUUAGUGGAUUUUGGGGAGUGAGAUUUGGGCUUACACUUGUGGGUUUUCAAUAAGUAGUUUAAUGACUGAAAAAUAACUUGUGUUUGUCUUUUCCAGCCCACCCCCCAGGGAAUCUGUACCUAGGAAUUUUUCCCUUAACUGACUUUAAGGAAGGAAUCUGUCUUGACCCCUGUAGGUACCGUAACAUACAAUUUUCUGGCGUACUGAAGUCCACAAGAACAAUGUGCAGGAGCUCUCUGUGUGGGUUACUUCUGAAGGAGAUUACCAUCCUGGUGUUCAACAAGAGGAGUGAAAAAAAAGAUGAUGAAACAGUGCUUUUUACUGGAUCAGUGCCGCAGGAUAAAUAGACACACAAAGUUUGCCUAUAGAAACUGUGCUGGGUAGAGCAUAAGUUUCCACCGUACUUAGGUAUACUUGUAAAAGCAUUGUUUUUCUCUUUUGUUGAAACCUCCAAGAGCAGAAGAGCAUUUUGGUGGGUGCUAGCCCUCCUUAGAUUUGAGUGAGUUCAGUCUCGCCCUAUUUUCAUGCUCAUCACCACUUAGAGGGGCAGUGUUGGGCCUCAGGUUUGUGCUCUCAGAGAUUCCUUAGUAGCAGCUUACAGAGCUUGACACUGUUUAAUACUCUUUUCUUCACUAACUGGCAUUUGGGAAAGGACAGAAUAUUUUUUAAAGGCGAGAGUUUUGCAUGUCUGCUCACCAUGUUCUGAUUUUCAGAGAAGCAAAGGUACGGAUUUUGUUGUAGAAUUAAAGGUGUGAUAACAGUUUUCCUAAAGCACAAGUUGAUAACCUCUUCCAUAAGGAAAGGGUCUUUAAAACAUUACAGUACAUAUGCAUCAUCUUUUUGCAGCUGAGGUGAUACUCUAUGUGCCUGUAUGAUUUCAAAAAUCACAUGCAGGCUUUUUAUAGUCUUGCCUUGACUUAAAAGGGUAUUAAUCUUAUUCCAUUUUCUUUCAGCUAUAGUUUUCAGAUGCAUAUGCAGUAUUUUUAUUUUGAACUUUUAGUUCUCAUUUUAACAGUUUGCUAUGUUUCAGAAAGGACCUUAUCAUUUUGACUAAUCUUUAAUUUUCAGGAAAAAAUAUCUUUCUUUAGUCUUCCUAGUACUCUGUUCCUUGCUGCAGAGAUAAGCUCGUAUAGCUCCACUGCAGUGAAUUAUUGUUGCAUAGAGAUUAUUAUCCUAGGUUUUAACAUGCUAUAGUGAAAAGAUUUAUUUUAAAAAUAAACCUGUUACAGCUGUAAUUCAUUCCUGUUCAGCUAUUUAAGGUAUUGUGCUUAGCUUAUUUUGCCUAACCAGCUUUCAGGAUCUGCCAGUAAAGAUACACAGGAGCUGCAUGUAUGAUGUUGCUGCUGCCCCUGGGCUUGGGGUUUAGGCUAGUGGAAUGUGUGAAAUCCAGAAGAGAAUAAAAAAGAAGAAAUAGCUGAACAUUAUUGGAGUAGAAAAUUCAAAAGUAAUGGUUGUUUGAGUAAAUGGGUUUGAAGGGCAAACUGAAUUUGUUUUAGCUAGUGCAUAUGCUUUCUGUUGUAUGAAAUCAUUUAAAUCAGCUUUUACAAGAUGCAGUAAUGCUGUUUUUUCUUUUUGAAUAAAUUAAAUUUAUCUGCACAGAUGUUGAAAAUCCUGAUCAACCUCCAUCAAAGCUUUGCUUUGUUUUUACAUUAAACAAAUUUAUAUGGGGACACACAGAUAAAUCAGGUUAGGCUUGUAUUUGUUUCUUUAUUCCUCUACCUAAUGCCAUGACAUAACAGGUUGGAAAGCAAUACAGCUGUCUUUAAUAAAAGCUUUGACCUCAUCUUUAUAUAUUGCCCCCUUUAAGCAUCUUUGUAUUAGAAUGAGGAUGAAAUAAGCCACAAAAGUGUACCUACUGUAUUAAUUUCAUUAAAUGCUAUUGAAGAAGCUUUGCCACCGCAAAAAAAUAUGCUGUGUCACUAUUUUAAAUGCUGAAAGAACAUAGUUUUUUUUUUAUUAUUUGUUAUUCCUACUUGUGUCUUGCAAAAAAACCCUUGUGUAUUUUUUCUGUUUGUCAUAUGUAAACAGUAACUUCAGUAUUAAAGAGGAGAGACUACUAUU